GCUGUGGAUGAUGAAUGAGUCCCUCAGAACCUGAAACCUGAGGUACUUGUUCUGCCACUGCCAAGUCGGAGGAGGAUCUCAGCCUUCACUCAUCUUCCCUCUAGGUAGUGAGCUGCCCCACGGGGUUCAGGCAGCUUUCAAAUGCCCUGUCUUUGCCAUACUUUCUGGUCUCUUGGUCUCCUGGGAGAGGAAGGUGCUUUUCUCUUAGGCCCAGAAUUCAGCCUCUGGAUUUAGGCCAUCCUAUGCCUACCUUAGAUACAAAGAUGACUUUAUUUCCCUUUUCUGUAAGUCUGUAAACCCACAGAUCUGCCUGUCUUGUCCCAUUGUACGAAAUAUUUUGUUAAGUUCAAGGUUCAGUUUCUCUUACUUUUUUACAACUGUACUUUCCAGAGCAUCUUAAUUCCAGUCAUUCUAAUCUACUGUCCUGAAAAUUAUACACCUACUUGUCCAUCCAUGUAUCCCCCGUUUGUUCAGUACAAUCACCAUACUUCUUUCUGUCUUUGGCUAAUAUCAUCUCCUAUUCUCACAAGUGGACAAAAGAUCACAAACAGUGGACAGCAUUUGGGGAGGAUUACCUCAUGUCUGCUCCCCUGUCCAGCAAGCAGAAGACUGUAUCCUAACCAUCCUCCAAAGCUCCCAUCCCCAACCUGUACCACCUUACCUGGACUUUCCCUUCAUUCCUGUCCUUCAUCUGAGAGAUGUCUCUGAAAACACAUCUGUGGAGCAGAGAUCAUUGACUCAGUCUGAACCCAGUGAAUGUUCAAGCCAGCCUGGCCUCACCCACUACCCUGUCUGCCUCAGGUAGUCUCUGGGCCCCCUCUUCAGGGAGAGAUCUUGCAGAAUUCUACCCAUUACAGUUUUACAACAUCAAAAUCCCUUAACCAUAUAGUAACAACAACACACAUACAACAAGAGGAGGGUUGAUCACUCACACAUGCCUUUACGGGAAAACGGGCAGCUCUCUCCCGUAAGAGAGAGUAAGAAAAAUACAGGUCUCUACCCCACCAUAAAAAAAAAGAAAAAAAAAUCCCAGGAUGCCCCAGAAUGCAGUUUCUUUUCUUCAUGACGUUUGUAAAGCACGUCAGCUGCUCCUUGUUGCUGUGCAGAUCACCCAACAUCGGGUCACUGAGACAGACGGCAGCUUUGGCUCGCCAGCUGAUAGGAUUAGGAGCUGGUGCUUUGUCAGCCCUGCCGAAGUCCGAGAAAGCCCCCAGCACACGCAGGUGAGCCGUGAGAAAGAGCGGAUGCGGGGGACUGGCCGUGAGGUGCCUCCGCCUGGACGGCGGCAGCGGCGGCGCGAGGAGCCGGCGGGCAGCAGCGCGAUGGGACCCCUUCGGGAGACCAAGAAGGAGCAGAGGGUGCAGCAUCAUGAGAAGGAGAUUUCCCGAAGCCGGAUUCCCCGUUUGAUUCUUCGGCCCCAUCUGCCUCAGCAACAGCACAAAGUGUCCCCGGCCUCUGAGUCCCCCUUCUCUGAGGAAGAGAGCAGAGAGUUCAACCCCAGCAGCUCUGGGCGCUCGGCGAGGACCAUCAGCAGCAACAGCUUCUGCUCAGAUGACACAGGCUGUCCUAGCAGUCAGUCAGUGUCUCCUGUGAAGACGCCCUCGGAUGCUGGAAACAGCCCUGUUGGCUUUUGCCCUGGAAGUGAUGAAGACUUUACCAGAAAGAAAUGCGCAAUUGGAAUGGUUGGUGAGGGAAGCAUCCAGUCAGCUCGCUGUAAGAAGGAGCCCAAGUCAGGCCUUGUGAAGCCAGCACACAGGGUCCGGUGUGUAUCGAGGGCACAAUCAACAUUUGUUGACCUCAACAGCAAAGGUAGUGAAGCCGAUUUCAGCUCCUCGAGCAGCACCGGCAGCAUCUCGGCCCCUGAGGUCCACAUGUCUGCUGCGGGAAGCAAGCGGUCCUCUUUCUCACGCAAUCGAGGUCCCCACGGGCGGAGCAAUGGGACUUCAUCGUUCAAGCCUGGCAACAGCCCGCCCUCCCCACGGGACAAGGACCUUCUGUCCAUGCUCUGCAGGAAUCAGCUGAGUCCCGUUAACACCCAUCCCAGUUAUGCGCCGUCUUCCCCAAGUAGCAGCAACUCUGGCUCCUACAAGGGAAGUGACUGCAGCCCUGUCAUGAGGCGGUCUGGAAGGUACAUGUCCUGUGGUGAAAAUCAUGGCGUCAAACCCCCAAAUCCGGAGCAGUACCUGACUCCUCUGCAGCAGAAAGAGGUUACAGUGAGACACCUGAAGACCAAGCUCAAGGAAUCUGAGCGCCGACUUCAUGAGAGGGAGAGUGAGAUUAUGGAACUCAAGUCCCAGCUGGCCCGGAUGAGGGAUGACUGGAUAGAAGAAGAGUGCCACCGGGUGGAGGCCCAGCUGGCCCUCAAGGAAGCCAGGAAGGAGAUUAAACAGCUCAAACAGGUCAUCGAAACGAUGAGGAGCAGCCUGGCCGAUAAAGACAAGGGCAUUCAGAAGUAUUUCGUGGACAUAAACAUUCAAAACAAGAAGUUGGAGUCGCUCCUUCAGAGCAUGGAGAUGGCGCACAGUGGCUCUCUGAGGGACGAACUGUGUCUAGACUUUCCGUGCGAUUCCCCGGAGAAGGGCUUGGCCCUCAGCACCCCUUUUGGCAAGACGGCCGAUGGGCGGUCUCCGGAAGAGCCGGUCACAGAGGAAGGGGCCGACAGCGAGGUGCUGGUGGGAGGCAGCGUGGCCGACGGCACAGAUUUGUUUGAUGACAUGGUGACGGCCACCGCCACGGAGGCUGGCGACCUGGAGCUUCUUCGUUCGGGCCGCGGGGCAGAGGCCCUGGCGCUCGUCCCGGCGGCGGGGGGUCAGGGGGAGGGCAGCGCGGUGGUGGAGCAGGCGGUGCAGACCGACGUGGUGCCCUACAGCCCUGCCUUCUCCGAGCUCAUCCAGCACGUGCUCAAGCUCCAGGCCCCCUGCCCCUCCAGCUCCACAUCCCCUGAUGAUGAGUCCGGGGCCGACUCGACGGAAAGCUUCCUGGAGUCCAUCUCCGCCUUCGUGGUUGAUUUGACUCCAAGGAAUCCGAACUCAGCCAUCCUUUUGUCUCCCGUGGAGACCCCCUCCGCCACGGGGGAUACGGAAGCGCGUGGAAACCGCCUCAUGAGAGAGCUGGAUUUUGCAGGCUCCGCGGAGGGGAGGUCGGACGGCCUCAUCCCGCUGGCCCGCGGGGGCGUCGGCAGGCAGUACUGGAGCCGCAGCUUCCUGGUGGAUCUCCUGGCCGUGGCGGCCCCCGUGGUCCCCACUGUUUUGUGGGCGUUCAGUACUCAGAGGGGAGGGACAGAUCCCGUCUACAACAUUGGAGCCUUGCUCCGGGGCUGCUGCGUGGUGGCCCUGCAUUCGCUCCGCCGCACCGCCUGUCAUAUCAAGACCUAAAGAGAAGUCGUCGUUUCCAUGUGCCAGUCUGUCCCGUGUGGCGCUGUACGAGGUGGAGAAACAGCAGGUCGACCUGUGGCGGUCUCUGUUCUGUCGUUUUGGCUCCUCGGUGUUUGAUUUGCACUAUAUUUAGUUGAAGCCUGUUCCCUGUUUAAAACCAGAGGUAUCUUCAAAGGCAUGGAGAUCUGGUUCAAGUAAACGUCUCACCGGUGUGAUAUAGAAAGCAUGCUCGUGACCCUGCCGCGUCGUCUGAGGUACCCGUGCUUACCCUAGUGGUUCAGGAAGAGAAAAUGCAAAGUUUGCACUUUCAAGACAGCUUCUGUAAGGCUGGCAUGUUAUCUCCUUGCUUUGCUUUGUGCCGUUUUAAAAUGUGUAAUUGUUACAGCAUUCCAAUGGUCUUGUGCAUAGCAGGGGACUGUAACCAAAAAUAAUGUAUUUGUGUAAUUGGCUUGAAAAAGUCUUGAAUAGCUCUUUAGUGUCUUACUUGGGGUUGAUGAGGUUUGAGCGUUUUUUACUAAAUGUAGCUCCAAAGUCUUAAAUGGCUAGUCUGUUCUUAAACCUGUUAAUUGAUGAAACUGUAUGUAAGUUUACAUUGUAUUAACUUAUUUUUUGCUUAUUAUAUAUAGUGUUUUAUUGAAAAUUGUUUGUAACCCCACACUUCAGCAUGAUGAAAAUAAAGAUUAGUGUUUCCAUUUAAAUAAAUGUUUUAUCCUCCUAU
Messenger RNA from Camelus dromedarius (Arabian camel), 4092 nucleotides. It is a transcript of the gene SYBU, whose product is annotated as syntabulin. NCBI's taxonomy places the organism in Eukaryota, Metazoa, Chordata, Mammalia, Artiodactyla, Camelidae. The transcript is spliced from 9 exons. The record is from RefSeq and is a predicted model, not a curated record. Gene Ontology annotation, cellular component: cytoplasmic microtubule. Gene Ontology annotation, biological process: synapse maturation; axonal transport of mitochondrion. Bases 1035 to 3374 code for a protein of 779 amino acids.